GAUCCACAACAGUUGCACGUUCCUUUACUUUUAUUGGUGUCAUAAUUUUCGAAAGUUGUCUCACACAACUGGUUCAGGGAUAUUCUUUUAAAUUUCUUUAAUACCGUAGAAUCACGGUACUUCAAGAUGUCAACCAUAAAACGACUACUCCACAAGAGCAUGUCAGGCAGCCUUGACAAACUAGGCCUGAUUGAACGAGGGAGCCUCCGGAAGUCGUCUUCAGAAAUGCAGCUCAGUUCACUGGUUGACUUCGAGUACAGGAGAUGGGCGACCGCAAACAAACUCAGCAAACACACUCGUCAGAUGCUGGCGUUGGAGCAUUUCGACUCCAUGGCAACGAUUAAGAUGCUCAGUCCUGACAUGGUCUAUCUCCUGAAUUUAUCCGAAGAUGAGAGCAACAAAUUAAUGCGCGCGCUGGGAAAGCUGCACAUGACAUCCAAGCCAGGAUUCCAAGCGGAAGUGACGUCAGACUCGGGCUACGUCGACGAUAGCUCCCAGUCCGAUGGUGAUAGCGAGGCCGAGUACCUGCAGCGCAUGUCCAGAUUGAGGUACAGCCAUUCCAUGCCGGUCCUAUGCAAUGAGAUUUACCUUCCGGGACGGGAGUUAAAAUCCAACAGAGGUCAUGACCUUGAACAACCUAACGGCGGAUCACCGACCUCGUUCUGUAUCCAUGGCAACGACGAUAGUGAGUCUAUUGGUACUGUUGAUUCCGUAAUGGAGAACGUUCAUAGCCUGAGACAAGAGGAGCUGCAAGAUAUUCUGGAGUACAUGGUUUUAGAAGACAUUACCACGAGGGAGAUUCAGGAGGAAAUUCUCUCCCAGAAUCCUUACCGGAAGAAGGUGGCGCUGCUAAAAAAGGUCAUGGAGGAAGCGGGAGAAACCACGAGGUUAAACUUGGAAGAAAUCCUUAGGACGAAUUACAACGCCUCUCUGCCGACGAUUUCGGAGAGUUUGGAGAACUCGUGGGAAGAAAGUGACAACGCCAGUGACAGAUGGAGGGUCGGGAUCCGUGGACGACCCAAGCGCGUUUCCUGGAAAUUGGCACCAUUAGAGGUUUCCCAUAUCAACAAUCAUAACAACAUCAACAAGAACAAAUGUUGCCAUGACAACGUUUCAGGGAAAAGCCUUCCCCUUGAUCCGGACGUAUUUGUAAUUAACGUGGAAGACAACCGCACUAAGGGAUUUGUCAAUCCCUUUUUCGAAGACGACGAAGGGAUAGUUGAGCUGAGAAAAUCUCCCCUCCUGAGAUUCGGCCAUAAAGGCCGCCAGGACGGUGAACUCCAAGACUCUACGUCGGUUGUCUCCCUUGAUAAUGGCGACAUCAUUGUGACGGAUCACGUCAACAGUAAACUACAGAGUUUCGAUCAUUUCGGUGCACCGGUGAAAACAUUGGCGAUACAUGACAAAAAACAGCCUUGGAACAUCGUACUAUCGCCUCACGGCUGGGUGGCCGUGACUUUCAAAGGUUCCAAGACUUUGAGCAUACUCGAUGAGCACGGGAAGGAAAUCGCAUGGGUGGGCGAUGAGAUUUUCAAAAAUCCUGCUGGACUUGCGGUGGACAAAAACGACCGCUACAUCGUCACUGACGCCACGUCAAAUAACGUAUACGUUCACACAUUCGAACCUGGAUCGAAUUCAUUCGUCACAAAUAAGUUAAACACAGCAGUGUCAUUUGCCCAACCCAGAUACGUAACUGUAUCUCCGAAUGGCGACAUAAUCGUGUCGGACUCCGGGAACCACUGUAUAAAAAUUUUCACAUCGGAAGGAGAAUUCAAGUCUCAGUUUGGUUCCUAUGGACAGGCCUCCGGCUAUUUCCGAUGUCCAUACGGUGUCUGUACCGAUCACCAAGGUAACAUCCUCGUGGCUGACCAUUACAACAGCCGGAUUUCCAUGUUCAGCCCGCGUGGCGGAUUCCUUCGAAAUUUGGUGACGAGAAACCAUGGACUGAAACGCCCUCAAGGUGUUCAUAUAUCUGAUGACCAGAAGUUGUAUAUCACGCAUGGCCGGAUGAAGGCUAGUGAGAUUUUGGUGUUUGAUUUACAAGACAGUAAUAAUGACGCUGAAAGCACACAUUUGUGA
Molecule: messenger RNA, 2079 nt
Organism: Liolophura sinensis
Lineage: Eukaryota; Metazoa; Mollusca; Polyplacophora; Chitonida; Chitonidae
Exons: 3
Coding region: 127-2079 (650 amino acids)
Biological process (GO): protein polyubiquitination; proteasome-mediated ubiquitin-dependent protein catabolic process
Molecular function (GO): ubiquitin protein ligase activity; protein binding
Source: RefSeq, a predicted model, not a curated record